Lymnaea stagnalis (great pond snail) is the source of this 4358-nucleotide messenger RNA. Lineage: Eukaryota; Metazoa; Mollusca; Gastropoda; Lymnaeidae. The record is from the annotation of a GenBank genome assembly.
UAUUGGGUUCUGAUGUGUGNUAUUGCAAUAUGGACGAUGUUCUCCCCGUCACAGGACGCCGAGGGAAUGGACAUGGAGACCUACGUCACGAUGAUCUACAUGACGCGACUCCUUCUGUACUCCAACCACGCCAUCAACCCAUUCGUUUACAACUUUGUAUCCAGGUUGGUCAUUGUUUUCAGUUACGGUGCUCCUUGACCCUUAGUUGUUGCGGUUCGUGAUCCUUCAGUAGGGAUCCGUUACCCUCUAGUUGGGGUGGCCCGUGACCUUCAGUGCUUGUCCGUGACCUUCGGUUGGGGUGGUCCGUGAACCUUUCAGUUUCUAGGCGAUUCGCAUAAACUGAACAAUAAGUCCCAAAAGAAACAUAAUUUUAAAUAAAAAAUAUGAGGUCCCGUACCCUGCCGCAAGAUGGACUAAUUCCGACUGGUCCAUAAAAGUAACUACAAAUUGAGAAGCACUGUUGAAUAGUAGUAAUAAAUUACAAAUGCCUUGUCUAAUAUUAUAUUUUAAUGACAAGUGUUUCUUAAAAUAAGGCAAUAGCUCUUCUGAAGUUCCUCAUCUUAAAUGUCUUUAUAAUGAUGUGGUAACAAAAAUAAGCUCAACACAAAAGCUGCCUCGAAUGUAACCAAACAGCGAACCAGUCUGGUAAGCUGCCUCAAAUGUAACCAAACAGCAAACCAGUCUGGUAAGCUGCCUCAAAUGUAACCAAACAGUGAACCAGUCUGGUAAGCUGCCUCGAAUGUAACCAAACAGCGAACCAGUCUGGUAAGCUGCCUCGAAUGUAACCAAACAGCGAACCAGUCUGGUAAGCUGCCUCGAAUGUAACCAAACAGCGAACCAGUCUGGUAAGCUACCUCGAAUGUAACCAAACAGCGAGCCAGUCUGGUAAGCUGCCUCGAAUGUAACCAAACCUAUAACCAGCAUGUUAAGCUACGUCGAAUGUAACCAAACAGCGAACCAGUCUGGUAAGCUGCCUCGAAUGUAACCAAACCUAUAACCAGCAUGUUAAGCUACCUCGAAUGUAAAAGAACUUAUAAACAGUCUUAUUAAACUACCUCAAAUUAACCAAACCUAUAACCAGUCUUAAAAAGCUAAUUCGAACGUAACCAAACCUAUAACCAGUCUUAUAAUCUACCUUGAAUAUAACCAAACCUAUAGCUGGUCUUAUAAGCUGCCUCGAAUGUAACGAAACACAUAACCAGACCGAUUGAAAUAAUCAUCUACUUCGGUAGAAGCUAAUGUGGCUUUGGGAAAGGCGCAAAGUACGUGUUUGAAAACAAGGAUGGCGUAGAGCUUUGAUCUUCGACAAUAAAAAGACUAAAGCCUUCACAGUUUCAGCUCCACUUUUUUUGGAAGACAAAAAUCAAAAUUCUUACCCGUAAAAAUAUCUCAAGUGUACUCUGGGAAUAAAUGAUAUUGAUACUAAUUUGUUCUUUAUUUAAUUGCAAUUAAAAAAAGAGAACCAUGAUCCAAUAUUGAGACUAUUUAAAUUGCUAUUUAAAAGCGAAAGACGGAAAGUCUUCAUCUCAUGGUCCAGUAACUCAACCGGGAGAUUGGUACUUACACUUAGUCUAGUUACACCAGACUUCAAUAUUUUUUUUUAACCAAUCAAUGAUAAGAAAUGUAAAACAAAUGGCUGCCUUUUCCGCAGUUAUGUGUUUUUGCAAUCGGACGAAUGGAAAUGCCGUCGUGGCGACCCGAGAGACACAGAUACAUUCAAAUCUACAGAUAUUACUACAUGGAACCGGGAGAUAUAUAUAUAUAUAUAUAUAUAUAUAUAUAUAUACAUAUAUAUAUACAUAUAUAUAUAUAUAUAUAUAUAUAUAUAUAUAUACAAUGUAUAUGUGGUAGCUAAAUAAAUCAACCACUGUUUUGAGCCAGCGUGUUCUGACAGAUUCUUAACGUAUGCAUUUUUCUAGAUCAACUUUUUGAAGAAAAAAAAAGCAAAUGAAAAACACAGAUAAACGGGGGAGGAAUCAAUAGAAGGCGGAAGACGGCGUUUCGCCGAAACGUUCUUUUGAUCGUUCUGUCCUCCUUUUUUUUUUUUUUUCCAAGCCUAAAUAUAAUUCGUGCACUAUUUCUUUCUUUCACACACUUUGAGCGCAUUUCCCAAAUUAUCGUUGUCCUGAGGGUAUUUCUUUUCACGGCCAAUGUUAAUUUCAAAUUUUAAUUUAAUCGUUACAUCAUUCCCUUUUUUUUUAAAUUGUAUUUCCAGUUAUAAUUUUUAGGAUCUCAAACUCUUGCCACGACUCCUGGUGACCGUUAUAUUACCCCUGAUCACGAUUCACUCAGCUACAAAAUUGAUCACGUAUAGAAAAUUCUACCAAGCUAUCAUCCUUUCUUUCGGAUGUUUAACAAAUAUGUGACCAGCACCACUCUCCUCACCCGACUCUUCAAAGUGAUCUUUAUUUUAAUAGAUUGAAAAAAAACAAAAACAACUUGCUCACGAUUAGUUACUAGUGUUCGUAGAAAAAAGAAAGACAUUCAAAGUAAAUUUCAGAACGUGGUUCACUGUUUCCUGAGUUCGACACUUUCAUAAACAUGUUUGUCUUGAGAUCAUCGCGCGCUAAGACGGCAUGUCCCUAGUGACUGCAUGUCCCUAUAACACAGAUUCGUUGCCCCCACCAACUUAUUUUUUUCCACAAUGAUUUGUUUAAAAUGUCUCAUUUUUUAAUUUUUUUUUCUAAAUUCAGUACGAUUGCCUAACUUAGCCAUUCACAUUCUCCUUUGUGUUCCAGAAAAUUCCGGCGUGCGUUGUUGUGGUUGUGUUGUGAACGGAGGCGACGAAAUGCCAGACUUGACGAGUGGAAGGAUUUAGUCAACAACAGACAGCCAAUCAGGUGCGUCCAUGCUACUGAUCAUAAUAUGGUAACAAUUUUGGCUCCAGAGCCAUUUUACUGGGAAGUUUUGGGAGGCUUUUAAUGGAAAGUCUUGGGAGCCCUUUUACUGGGAAGUCUUGGGAGUCUUUUUACUAAGAAGUCUUGGGAGUCCUAUUAAUGAGAAGUCUUGGGAGCCCUUUUACAGAUGUCUUGGGAGUCUUUUUACUAAGAAGUCUUGGGAGUCCUAUUAAUGGGAAGUCUUGGGAGCCCUUUUACUGAUGUCUUGGGAGUCCUUUUAAUGGGAAGUCUUGGGAGCCCUUUUACUAAUGUCUUUGGAGACCUUUCACUGAGAAGAAACGUGAGCCUUUUUACUGAGAAGUCUUGAGAGUUCUUUUACCAAGAAAUAAUGGGAGACUUUUUCUGAGAAGUCUUGGGAGCCCUUUCACUGGGAAGCCGUGUAAGCUCUUUCACUGGGAAGCCGUGUAAGCCCUUUCACUGGGAAGCCGUGUAAGCCCUUUCACUGGGAAGCCGUGUAAGCCCUUUUACUGGGAAGCCGUGUAAGCCCUUUCACUGGGAAGCCGUGUAAGCCCUUUCACUGGGAAGCCGUGUAAGCCCUUUCACUGGGAAGCCGUGUAAGCCCUUUUACUGGGAAGUCUUGAUUCCUGGGAAACUGAAUUCCUCUAGUUGGUUUAUGAUAUAGUCUUUAUUCGUGUGCUGUCCCCACCGUGUGUUGUAUAUUUCUUUGUUAUUUUCACACAUGUGCACAUAGAUGUUUCAAUUAGAGGUUUUAAAAUGAAAUCAACCAUCAUUUUCAAAGGGUUAGUGAAGUGCACUUACGAUGUCAUUAUUAUUGUUAUUACAGUGGUCUUAAAUAGCGCGGUACCCCAGCCUAGCGCUAAGCUCAGCACGCUUCACAUAAAAACAUAAAAUAAACAAGAGAUUAAAAAAGUUAUAUUUAUUUAAUUUAAAAAAAACCCAGCUUUAUAAAACAAAACAAAAACAUUUUCCCCGCACCUUGUUUGAUAUGAAAAAAUCGCCACAUAACUCAUUAGAUUUCCAUUUCAAGAAACAAAUUUCGAGUAGCAAUACAGAACGGUGUAUGCAACAUGUGUAGGUAUUUAAUUAAUGCAAUCUAAGCUCUAUACAAAAUGAAUCUAUUACUAUAAUACAUUCAUCGACCAUCGAGUCCAUUUUGGCUGUAAUAACGUGGACUAUUUAUAAAAUUCCUGCUGAAAUCGAGAGGAGUUUCGCUGAGGUGACCUUCUCUUCGUAGAAUAAAAAAAAAAGAUUUCUUGCGUGAAAACCUUCAUCUUGUUUUGUGAUGGUUCUAUCUGGUAUCGUAUAUUUUGUCAAUAGUAUCAUUAUUUAUCUGUUCGUAGAAUGGACUCAUUCCGCCAACACCGGCGAAGCACGGCGGGCCGACUGUACGAUAUCGACAUCAACAUCCGUGACAAGGAGAGAGAGGAGCAGGAGGCGAUGGACCGCCACAGCCAGAGAAACGACUUCCUGGUGCUGUACGAGCAUCUGCUUCUGGAGUGA